Molecule: messenger RNA, 846 nt
Organism: Amborella trichopoda
Lineage: Eukaryota; Viridiplantae; Streptophyta; Magnoliopsida; Amborellales; Amborellaceae
Source: RefSeq, a predicted model, not a curated record
AUGGUACUGCAAUCUCCUACUGAUUUCAAAUUCAAAUGGUUUGUAUACUAUGCUCGAAUUUGGGUUCAAACAGUACUCCAGCAACUCCUCAACUGUAGGAUGCCUACUUCAAACAGCUUAGAAGAAGUUUGGCGUGCUAUUCCAAACCAAAAAGCUAGCUUGCAUGGUGCAGCUGUCUUUAGUUCUUUGCUGACCUUGCAGCACUUAAGCCACUCUCUAUCUCGUAUUGUUCACUCUCUAUCUUGUAUUGCUGAUCUGCUGCAUCUCUCUCUCUCUCUUUCAAUCUACUCGCUCGUAGGCUCCCUCAUCCCCGACCCGAACCUCGCCCUCGACCAUGACCAUGCCACCCCGGAACGCUCUGAUACCUGCUCCGUCCGUGAGCAAGACCGCUUCAUGCCCAUCGCUAAUGUCAUCCGCAUCAUGCGCAAGGUGCUCCCCACCCAUGCCAAGAUCUCCGAUGACGCGAAAGAGACAAUCCAGGAAUGUGUUUCCGAAUACAUCUCUUUCAUAACCAGCGAAGCCAAUGAUCGCUGCCAAAGAGAGCAGAGGAAGACCAUCACAGCUGAAGAUGUUUUAUGGGCCAUGAAUAAGCUGGGUUUUGAUGACUAUGUUGAACCUCUGAACCUGUAUCUGCAGAAGUACAGGGAGGUUGAAGGGGACCAUAGAGGGUCCAUAAGGGGUGAGCCUCUGCACACUACCAAGAAGGAUGUGUAUGGCGCCGGGGUCAUGCAUGCUGGACCUAGCGCCUAUCCUCCUGGUGCGGUUAUGUAUGGUGGUGGUUCUGGGUACUAUAAGGAUCAUAUUCCUGGUGGCAAUGGUUAUGAUCCUUAUGCGCCCUAUAAGUGA